Messenger RNA from Saprolegnia diclina VS20, 1346 nucleotides. RefSeq lists its product as hypothetical. The transcript has a single exon. Lineage: Eukaryota; Oomycota; Saprolegniomycetes; Saprolegniales; Saprolegniaceae. The record is from RefSeq and is a predicted model, not a curated record. The coding region runs from base 30 to 1304 and encodes 424 amino acids.
CUUCGCACCAGAGUCGCUGCCAGUUUUACAUGGCCAGCUCCCCAUCGCUGCCUUGCAGGGAAGAGGACUUGGCGAAGAACGCGUCUUGUGUCUCGAUGUCCAAUGUACCCGUUGCAACAGAGACGCCGCCAGAGGGGGGCGAUAUCCCCGUGCUUGGCGCGGACGAGACGCCGUCCGCCCCCGCUACCGAAUGCGAGGAAAAGAAGAAGACGAAGAUCCCACCCAUCGUGUUCGUACCGCUUCUUGGUGCCUUUGUCGUCAUCACAGUUGUCCCAUCUGUCGUGAGCAAUCUCAUGAACAAGUCGUCGUCGUCGUCCCCGACACCAGCACCGCCCUCACCAACAACAGCGCCAGGCUACGGGGGCAGCGGUACAAAGGGAUGGGACUUCACGCCGGCGCCAGCGACCCCAACACCCACCCCGUCUACACCAACGUACGCCAUCUCGACCGAGUUUGCCAGCCUGUACGCUCAAGCCAACAUCACUGGCGUCGCACUCGGCAGCCUUCAGGCAUCUCCUUGGGUUGCCCUCAACCAAACGACCAUCUACUCGUCCCAGAGCUCGCUUCUCGAAAACAGCACGUCGCAUUUCAGUGGCGUCACAUCGGACGCCAGUGGUAACCUCUACGUGUCCGACUUGACUCAGCCCCAGAUUGUACAGCGCCCUUGGAAUGCCACAACUUCAACCACUUAUGCCGUCCUGACCAACACGACCAGCGGGCUUUUGCAACCACGUGGCUUGACCAUGUGCGCUGGUGUUCUAUUUGCCCUCGACAGCGGCUACAUCAAAAGCGUUAACAAGACGACAGUCAUGGCCGUUGUCGCGGGACUCUCUACGACCGCUACGAAUCUCGCCGCUGAUAGCACGGGCUCUUAUUUAUACAUUGCCGACACGGGCGCCCACUGCAUUCGACGCGUCGCCCUCGCAAACUAUGUCCUCGAGACGUAUGCCGGCAGCUGCGGUAAUGGAGGCUACGUUGACGGCCCGCGCUUGUCGUCGCGCUGGAACUCGCCAGGCGGUGUCACGGUCGACGUGUACGGCCACGUCUACGUCAGCGACACUGGGAACCACGUCGUGCGCAAAGUGGACAGCGUCUCGUCUACCACGUCGACACUCGCAGGGACGCCCGGCGUCUCGGGCCUUCGCGACUCGAGCGGCACCUUGACGACUAGCUUGCUCAACGCACCGCUCGGCCUCGUCAUUAAUGGAACGCUUAGCUGGCAAGUGCUCGGCAACAGCGCCUUCAACUUGUAUGUAGCCGAUACUGGCAACAACUGCAUACGGCGCAUCUCAAAGCUCUCGUGACUAAACCAAGAAAUAAACAACAACCCCUAAUGACUCUAAUCA